UAUUUCACUAAUCAGGAGCCCUGUUUCGUAUCCAGCUCAGACUCGCUGUGGUCUGUUUUCUCUCUCUCCGACCCAAAUCGCCGGCCAGAUUCUCCGUCGAGCUGUCUCUGGAACCCGACCGGCAAUCCCCGCACCCUCCAGCAAGCAUGGAAGACCACGGUAGUACAUAUCUGGGACUGUUCGUGGACGAGACCACCUUCUACAACCGCAUUGUGCUGGGGAGCCUCCUGCCAAGCAGGGUAUGGGAGCCCUUGCCCCACUUUCUGCAGACGUGGUUGCGAAACUACCUUGGCGGGACCCUUAUCUACUUCCUCUCUGGCUUCCUCUGGUGCUUCUACAUUUAUUACUGGAAGCGCAACGUCUAUGUUCCCGAAGACGCCAUUCCAUCUAAAAAAGCCAUGCUCUUGCAAAUAUUUGUUACCAUGAAGGCUAUGCCAUGGUACACUGCUCUACCUUCACUCUCUGAGUACAUGGUUGAAAAUGGCUGGACAAAAUGCUUUUCGAGAAUAAGCGAUAUAGGUAUGCUUGCCUACCUUGUUUAUUUAGCCACUUAUCUUGUAAUCGUGGAAUUUGGAAUCUAUUGGAUGCAUAGAGAGCUGCACGACAUAAAGCCUCUGUAUAAAUAUCUUCAUGCUACCCAUCACGUCUACAACAAACAGAAUACUCUUUCUCCAUUUGCUGGUUUGGCUUUUCACCCCCUUGAUGGGAUAUUGCAGGCUGUACCACAUGUGGCAGCACUCUUUCUUGUGCCGACGCAUUUCACGACACACAUUGUGCUGCUAUUCCUUGAGGCUAUAUGGACUGCAAACAUUCAUGACUGCAUCCAUUCCAACUUAUGGCCCGUAAUGGGUGCUGGCUACCACACCAUCCAUCAUACUACUUAUCGUCACAACUAUGGCCAUUAUACAAUAUGCAUGGAUUGGAUCUUUGGCACUCUUCGUGACCCCUUGGAUGAUGGAUCCAAGAAGGUCAUGUGAUGCCUGCCUGAUUGCUCCUUCAGUCAUUCAAACUUUGAUGUGUGUUGGAUUGUCUUCUUUGCAUGUAAAUCUUGUUGGUUGUUAGUUUCUUUUAUGCCCUUGACUAGGGAAUGGUAGAAGUUAGCGAUGAGGGAUUUUUGGGCUGCAAUGAAAGUUUUGUCGGUUGAUAUUUCUUCUCAAUUUCAAUCAAGAUGUUCUCGCCCCCCCCCAUUCGGGCUCUCGCUCGGUCCAGCACGGAUUGAUUGGUAGCAUAUAAUUCUCGGAAACCCAUGUACUUGAUUUUUAAUAAAAUCUUAUGUCAAGACUUGUGGGGCAUAUAUUGGAAUGGAUUACAUAUUUUUCUCCAAAAUGGAGAUGUAGCAAAAUGUAUAUAAUCCUGUUUUCUGAUUGCGUGUGCUUCAUUAGACAUUUAAACUCUCGAAUGAAUUG
Messenger RNA from Corylus avellana, 1406 nucleotides. Its product is annotated as delta(7)-sterol-C5(6)-desaturase. Gene Ontology annotation, biological process: lipid biosynthetic process. The record is from RefSeq and is a predicted model, not a curated record. Gene Ontology annotation, molecular function: oxidoreductase activity; iron ion binding. Lineage: Eukaryota; Viridiplantae; Streptophyta; Magnoliopsida; Fagales; Betulaceae.